AUGCGCCUCAUAAACACUCAUACAGGUUCGCUGGAGGAUGCGCUGGCCCAAACAGAGCCCAGAUACGCGGUGCUGUCUCAUUGUUGGACAAAAGACGAGAUCUUGUUCCCGGAUAUUCAGUCCAGGAAUUCGGAACGAACCUCAAAUCAUAUCAAAUUCUGGGGAAGCCUCCAGCAAGCCAAGAGUGAUGGUCUCAAGUACAUAUGGAUUGACACGUGUUGCAUAGACAAACAGAGCACCGCCGAACUCAGCGAAGCGAUCAAUUCAAUGUAUCGAUGGUAUCAAGGCGCAGAGUACUGCUAUGUUUAUCUCCACGAUGUCGACAAAGAUACUUGGCAGGAAACCUUCCCUAAGAGCAAGUGGUUCACGCGAGGCUGGACUCUGCAGGAAUUACUUGCCCCGCCGAAAGUCAUGUUCUACGAUCGACAGUGGCAGCUUUUGGGCGACAAAAAGUCUUUGGCAAGCGUCAUCUCACGCACAACUGGUAUUGAAUCGGCAGCCCUAGAGACCAGGGAUCUCAGUCGAUAUUCCGUUGCUCAAAAGAUGUCAUGGGCGGCAGACCGAGAGACCACUCGCGCAGAAGAUAUCGCGUAUUGUCUGAUGGGCUUGUUCGGGGUCAACAUGCCACUGCUCUAUGGCGAAGGAGACCGGGCAUUUCUUCGACUCCAAGAGGAGAUUAUCAAAUACAAUGACGACCACUCUAUCUUUGCCUGGUCCAUGGGCGGAAAAGAAACUUCUGGCUUGCUCGCCCCGGCGCCUACAUGCUUUUCAAAGAGCGGAGGGUUCAAAUCUAUUAUGUCUAUUAGAGGGCGUGAACCUUUCUCGAUGACAAAUCGUGGUUUAUCAAUCAAACUCAAGAUCACGCCUUGGUCCGCAGACACUUAUCUCGCAGGCCUUGGUUGCGCUGAGCGCAUUCAUCCGUCGCUAUCCAGCACGUUGGGCAUCUUUCUGCGUCGCCUCAACGAAGAUGAUCAAUAUACGAGGGUGAGUGUUUCAGGAAGAGGUCUAUGGCGUGCCGCAGACAGCAUUCCGCGUCCACAUGACAGGCUGAUGGAGGAGCGGCGAUUAUUCGUCCGUCAGACCCUGGAUAGAACUUGGGACGGAGACUGCCUCAAGAGCCGUAUAUAUGGCUUCAAAAUUGCGCCCGGCUGGCUGCCAUCAUCUGCCGAAGUUAUCGCCACACAGUAUUCACCAAGCAGCCGCACUGCGGUUUUGCAACCUGGUGACUGUGGCUGGGGCCGUGUUGUGACAAUAAAUUUCUCAGCCGAGCAUGAGCACUUCCGGUGGAUUGUCCUUGGCUUUGACUUCGACUUUAAUCCAAUAUGCUUCUUGGGAGAUUCGAACUCAUACGAAAUGAAGCGAGCUAGACGACCGGGCAGUGACUGGGACUGGUCAAGCUCUUCCCUAGACACGUAUUCAUGGGAUGCGUUCCAUGAAGGCCGAAUAGAUCGCCGGAGCUGUCCUGAUGAGGGAUGGGCACUGAAAGGAUGUCGGCGUCGAGGUUUAAACAUCCAAUUCUAUGGGGCCUAUGGGGCUCGCGGCGCUGUGGUUACCUUGACGCGUCGUGAAGACAGGUCGCAACUGGUGUGGGAGCUGCAUGUUGACAAAGUCGUUAGCACUUCCAGGCAUCUAAUAGUGCAUCCAUUAUAUACGGGAUAUGAAGAGCCUUCCGGUAAUUACAAGGAUUGGCAGGCACGCUACGCCAUGCGGCCUUCGACAUGA
Messenger RNA from Cladophialophora yegresii CBS 114405, 1722 nucleotides. RefSeq lists its product as uncharacterized. The record is from RefSeq and is a predicted model, not a curated record. Bases 1 to 1722 code for a protein of 573 amino acids. NCBI's taxonomy places the organism in Eukaryota, Fungi, Ascomycota, Eurotiomycetes, Chaetothyriales, Herpotrichiellaceae. The transcript has a single exon.